AUGGCAGCAGACACCGCGCUCACGUCCGUACUGAGCUCUUCCAGCUUCUACACGUUGUGCGGCUCCAACGUACGAAAGACAAAAGGGUCCGCCUCCAGCUUCGGGGGUGCAGUCACGUGCACGGGGUUCACUCUCAGUGCAUCCGGUACUGGAAAUACGACGACUAUGACAAACUUUUCCCCUGUCUCAACUGGAAACUUCCAAGUCAGCUACUUUGGGGUAUCGCAAACGGGCUCGUACAACUGUGCCUGGCAUCUCUUCAAAAACACAGGUGGCUCUGGAUCUACGUCCAACUACGCCGCAUUCGGGGUGCAGGGGUACGGUGUCGGGACCGGUUCGUUCAACGCAUGUGGCAACGGCAACUUUGGCGUCUGCACGGCUUCCCCAUCUUACACAUUGGACGUCAAUGGCACGCUCUGGGCGAGUUCCAACUUUGCAGUUUCCGGGGGCACGGUCACUCUUCCCUCCGGGUCCGUUGCAGCAUCCGCCAUUGCGAGUUUGGACGCAUCCAAGAUCACUACGGGAACGUUCUCUGUAGGGGCAUUCGGUACGAACCUUUCCACCACUGGAGCGCUUACUCUGCCCGGAUUCUACUACAAAUCGUACACCAUUGCUUGCGACACGACCGCUGACUGUGCCUACGAGUUCGCAUCCUUUACGACAGGAACAGCCACCACUCUCGAUGUGACCAUAGUGUCGCCCAAGACCACUGGCACCGAAUUCACAAAAAGGUACUCGAUCACGGUGGGGAGUAGUCUGCUGACGGCAGAUGGUGCCUGGAGGCGAUGCAUACCAUUGUCCGCUCACAACGGGCACCCCUUGGACAACGACUACGAGCUGCACGUGUCAUCGCCAGGCACGAACAGUGUCCCUGGUGGAUCUACCUAUGACCUGAGGCUUCGACUGCUACACAGCAUGGCAGGGGCCAUAGCUUCUACAUUAACCGUGAACGUAACAGCUUACUAUGCCCAGGAUGGACUCUUUGCGACUUCGACUCUGUCGAGUAUCUAUGUGGAUGACACCUGGAGGACGCUCAGCUAUCUGCCCUCGACCGCCAUGAAACAAUAUGGAGGUCAGGUGGGGUUGGGAACCACCAGCCCAUCCUACAAGCUAGACGUGGCCGGAAGCCUGCAUGCAUCCGGGGCAGUCACGUUCGAUUCGACCCUGACGGCUGGGGCAGUUUCUACAUCAGGGGCGAUCACCACCACGGGAACGGGGACAAAGUACUGGAAUGCUACGACUCAAGGCCAAUACAGUGCUACGCCCGGAACUCUUUACAAGAUCGGGGUGCUUCCGGCUAUCGGCGAGGCCUCUGGUGGUGGAGCGGUGAGGAUUUGCGGGUCCAUGGGAGGCUUUGGGACCAAUCAGAGUGUUACGGUAGACUGCACAAUCUCUUCGCGAGGAGUCAACCCUGGAAGCAGUGCAACAUACGACCUGGGCACAAGUGCUCUCGCAUGGCGCCAUGAGUACCUCUCGGGAAAUCGCUUCUGCUCUGGAAAUGCUGGAUUUACAGCAAACAGCACGGCUGCGCUCACACCGGCUGCCCCGUUCCAUUUCUUUGGCGCCCAGGACGCAAAUACAAACACCAUGAUCAUCGGAAGUACUUCGACAGCAACGGGGCUGAUCCUCGAAGACAUCGUGAAUGCAAAAUGGCGAAUCAACACAGGCGGUUAUGCGCUCACUUUCUCCCAACAGACUAGCGGGACCACCAGCUCGUAUGGUACUGCAAACUUUACAACUCGCGUAACUUUCAGCAGCAACACUUAUGUCACUGCAGCACGAAAUGUGUAUGCUGGCUCGACCGUGUAUGCAAACAACGUGGCCCUGACUUCGGAUGCGAGGCUCAAAUCCAACGUGCAGCCAAUCCAGAGGGCCUUGGAGAGGGUCUGCAGGCUUGCCGGCAAGACCUUUGACUUUACGCCUCCCAACGUGACGCAAACACGCUCCAACGUCUCUGGGUUCAUCGCUCAGGAAGUGAAGGACGUCUUUCCAGAGUGGGUGGUUGCGUGGGACAAUGACAGCAACGUGCAGCCCGGUCAGGAACCCAUGCUCGGAAUCGAUGUGGGGUAUGGCCUCCAAGCGCACCUGGUCGAGGCGGUCAAGGAGCUUCGGAGCGAGAAUGCGGAGCUUAGGGCGACAGUUGCACGGGUCACCGAGCAAUCUGAGGAAGAGGAGCUGCGGUCACUGAGGCAAGAGGUUGCGGAGCUUAGGGACUUGGCAGCCUCGUUGGUGAACAGGGUGACAAUCCGCGAACAGAGGGAAGGCUUGCAGUCUUAG
Molecule: messenger RNA, 2277 nt
Organism: Klebsormidium nitens
Lineage: Eukaryota; Viridiplantae; Streptophyta; Klebsormidiophyceae; Klebsormidiales; Klebsormidiaceae
Source: the annotation of a GenBank genome assembly